AUGGCUUUCACCACGAGAAAAGUUUUUCAAGUAGGCGAUGAGGUAGAAGUGUGCAGCAAGCAAGACGGGUUUCACGGUUCGUAUUAUGAAGGAAUUGUAACUGAAAACUUGGGGGACAAGUAUAAGGUGAAGUACAAGAACCUGGUGGAGGAGGAUGAUAUGUCCACCGCUCUGGAAGAGCUAGCGGAGGUGGACGAGGUCCGGCCUGUGUGUCCUAAAGUUUGGCCUGACUUUUUUCCCGGCGAGAGGGUUGAUGCGUUCGCCAACGACGGUUGGUGGGCAGGCAUCAUUACUAGGAAGAGUGGAGACGACUGGUUUGUCUACUUUCCAAGCACUUUUGAGCAUAUAGCUUACCCUAUGGGUUUCUUGCAAUGGACGGGCCUUCUCUUGCGAGGGAAAGCCGCUGUCUUGCCAGAAGAGACUGAGUAUUGUGAUGGGAGGAUCAUCAUCGACAUCUGUUAA
Messenger RNA from Prunus mume (Japanese apricot), 462 nucleotides. RefSeq names its product protein AGENET DOMAIN (AGD)-CONTAINING P1-like. The record is from RefSeq and is a predicted model, not a curated record. NCBI's taxonomy places the organism in Eukaryota, Viridiplantae, Streptophyta, Magnoliopsida, Rosales, Rosaceae.